Rhineura floridana is the source of this 3479-nucleotide messenger RNA. It is a transcript of the gene VMAC, whose product is annotated as vimentin type intermediate filament associated coiled-coil protein. NCBI's taxonomy places the organism in Eukaryota, Metazoa, Chordata, Lepidosauria, Squamata, Rhineuridae. The transcript is spliced from 2 exons. The record is from RefSeq and is a predicted model, not a curated record. Bases 50 to 610 code for a protein of 186 amino acids.
GCGGCUCGCGGGCAGUGGGCGUGGCGUGCACCCCUCCCUCCUCCUCGCGAUGUCCUCCUCGGCGCGGUCUUCGCCUCCGACGCCGGUGCAGAUCCGGGAGGCGAACGCACACUUGGCGGCGCUGCACGGGCGCGUGGCCGAGCUGGAGCGGCGCCUGGCGGUGGCGGAGCGCACAGUGCGCGGGCAGGCCGAGAGCCUCAUCCGGAAGGACGCCGAGAUGCGCCGCGCCCUGACGGGGCUCCGCGAGUCGCAGGACAGGGAAUUGGCCAUCUUGGAAGAGAAGCUGCAGUCCUCCGAGGACCGAGCCCAGGAGCUCCUCAGCGUGAUCCAGGAAAAGGACAGCCUGAUCCAGGAGCUGCGACACAGGAGCCGGCUGCUGAGCGAGAUCUGCCGCACCCGCCCUGUCCUGGAGAACCUUUUGGCAUACAUGGCUGAAGGGGAACAGCUGAGCCCCGUCCUCGGGGCCCGGAGUGGGGCCAGCUCUCCGGAUCACAGCCUCGUGCUGGAGACGAACUGCACCCUGGACCACGAUCUGGACGCCACCAAAGACUUCUCCCUCGGGGACGAUGACCCGGAUUCCGACAAGGCUCUGUUUGGGACGACGGUGUAAAGGCCGGCUCUCGGACAUGUUGGGCGGGAGAAGAAAACCCUCUUCAGGUUCAGAGCGGGGUAGGGGGCUGCCCCUUUGCCACCCGGGGAUGUGCAACCUCUGUAAGCCUGAGAUAGAAAAUUACUGGUGGGUGGGUGAGCGUUACCGCUCUUGGCUUAAUGAAGUUGCUGACAACAGACCAAUCCCUGUCUUUGGCUCAGGUACAAUCAACCCUCCACCUUCCUGCAACCCCUCCUGAGGGUGUGAGACACUCUGGGUCUUUAGGAGAGGCAGCUAUCCACAGGGGGGGGGGGCGCUACCCCUCACAGCAGCUGCAUUAACAUUGCUUGAAAGAGUUUCCCAGUUCCUGGUGGUGGUGGUGGUCAGGGGUGUUUUUCCAUUUCUCUCGUUUAUUUCUAUCCAUAAUCUGCAGGGAUGGCUCAUUUAGGGACAGAGCGUCAUAAUUCUUAGCUGCUGCUAUAGGCCUCUCCUGACAGUGCCGGGCUGACUCUUGAAAUGGCUCGAGCUGAAGAGUGCUUGUGCAGGCAGCUGGGCCUUCCUUCAUAGAGGGGCGUCUCGCAGGGAUUCCGGGCUCUCAUACACCAGCAUCAAACACUUGUAAGGGAAACCUUGAAUCCAGGUGGACCCUGCCAGCUGCCUCUCUGUCUGCAUUGGCUUGGCCAGAGGAAUCUGAUCUAGUUCCCUCCUCCUUCCUUUUUUCAUCUAGCCUGGUCAGAUACAAGUGUGGGACGCUUUUCUUUGUUUUAAACAACAUACACACACUCUCUCCUUCUCUUAAGGGUGGCUUAUUAAACCCCGUAACCCGCUUAUAGCUUCUUCUGCCAGUCGGGAUUGCUUUCUGGGAGGAUUCCUGUUUUGAGACGGUUAAAUUGCCGGAUUUCUCCCCUUGCAUCUUGGGUGGAUGAACCAAGAAUUUGCAGCUUUGAAAGCUGGUGCCAUUCGCUUCAGGCAGGAAAGGAAACGCAGUCAACGUUGGGUUUAUAGUCUCUGGUUCUCUCUGCAUCUCGGGGGUACCUGCUCCCUCAACUAAGCACCCCCUAAACAGAGGAGGAAGUGGGAAGGGGCUUUAGUGCAAUGGCACAGCACCGGCUUCACAUGAAAAAGGUCCCCAGCUUGAUCCCUGGGGGCGGAAUCUCCAAAUAGGCCUGGGAAUGUCCCGUCUGAAAUCCUGGAGAGCUGUUGCUGAUUGGGGUAGACAACACUAAGCCAGAUGGAUACGGCUGCCUCAUAUUUUCCUAUGCUGCUUGGCUGGUCUUAUUGGCUCCACCCGGAGCUGGCCAACAGUCAAACAGUUGUGCAGGAUGGCAAUCUUGAUUCCUGUUUUUUUCCCCCUUUGGAAUUGGAGAAAUAUCGCUUUGUUUUUAGAAGAGUCCUAAUACGAAGAAACAACACGUUAAAUUAUGUCAGUGCUCUCUCUCACUUAAAUAAAAAACUAACAAUGUGCAAUACAAGUGGGAACCGGCUACACAAUGUUGCAGUGUGUGGUUCCCUGCCAUUCGCUGUUCUGGCCAGCCACCACUGCUGUUCUGCUUGAUCACUCCAUUCCGUUGUGCCUCCUCGCCCUACAACACUCAGCCAGGAUGCCAUUGCGUCCGAGCAAUACAUUUUGGGUGCUUCUGCAAACAUUGCAAGCUCCCUGAAGCCUGCUGCCCCCUUCCUCUUUUGCAUGGACAGGGCUUUUUUUUUUAAAAAAAAAAUAAGGCUUGAUAAGGGUGGACGCUCGCCGCCUGAAUAUCGAAAAUAGAGGGAACAGCCGUGAAUUUUUUCUCUUCUGCCAUUGCAAAUCAGCAAAAACAGAUCUGACUCCAUUUUGACAGGCUGGCUCCCUUUUACUGCUGGAGGUCACUAAAUGUUAGAGGUCUGGAAUUCUGUUGCUUCACUGGGAGAGGAGAGUGCUCUGAUGUCCAGGUGCCCUUGCAGGGAAGCGGCAGCAAGCUGAAUCAGGUUAAGUUCAGCAGUUCAGAUUGUGGAAGUCACAAAUUGCUUCAGUGCAAACUAAGAGCAGGCCAACAGGUUGACCCUAGUGGCAUCUUAUGGAGCUGCCUUGUAAUUUUGGACAUCCUCAUUGCCGUCCCAGUUAAGGAAGGGGCGUAGCUCACUGGUAGAGCAGAAGGUCCCAGGUAUCUCCAGGCAGGGCUUGGAAAAAUCUCCCUUCCUGGAACCCUGGCGAGCCACGGCCAGUCAGUAGAAACAAUAUUGAACCUGAUGGAACAAUGCUCUCGACUCGCUAUAAGGCAGCUUUCUAUGUUACUGGUUAAAUCAGCCUUUCUUCCUGAACCCUGAGGACUAGAAUCUUACUUUAUUUUUAAGGGAAGGACCAUAGCUCAUUGGUAGAGCACCUGCAAAAGGCUACAGGUUCAAUUAUGUUUAUAUGAAAUGUACUUGUGUUUGGUUGUAAGUCGCCCAGAGUGGCAGAUUAACCUCUGCCAGAUGGGCAUCUAACAAAUCUCAUAAACAAAUAAAAUAAAUCAUCUCUAGGUAAGGCUGGGAAGUCAACAUUGAUGAUACUUAGCUAGAGGGAAGAAUGACCUUGGCUCGGUCUAAGGCAGCUUUCUGUGUUGCACCUUGGUGAACCCUCAGUUCUUGCCAAGCCUCCGUCUGUGUUUCUGUCCACCUUCUGUGCUCUGCCCCAUUUCCAGACUUGUUCAGGUAUCCCAGAGUCCAGGUCCUUGACACAGAAGCAACCCCAGCUGAACGCGGCAGGACUUCGCAUCUGAGCAAACGUGUUCGGGAUCAUUCCGUUUCCCCUUAACGACUGUUACUGUGCAAGUUAGUUCCUCCGCGGUCAAAAGCGCCUGGUUAACCUUCAAGUGCCUGUUGGGAUUUUGUUAUGCCACUUUCCUCACUGAUGACAAAGUAAUAAAACAUA